AUGUCAAAUUCUGUGCAAGGCAAACUAACUGGUACUGUUAUUGGAAAAUAUAAAUUGUCUACGCAGAUUGGAAGCGGUUCCUUUGGUACCAUUUAUUUAGGACGUAAUACAAAAACAGAUGAGGAGGUAGCAAUCAAAGUCGAAAGUAGUCAAAUUAAGCACCCGCAACUAUUUUUUGAAGCAAAGUUGUACAAGAUUCUAAGUGGUGGUGAUGGGAUUCCUCGUGUAAGAUAUUUUGAGCGUACUAGCGAAUACAGCUAUCUUGUAAUGGAUUUACUCGGACCUAGCCUUCAGGAUUUGUAUAUGUAUUGUUCAAAGCACUUCUCACUUAAAACAGUCCUUAUGUUGGCUUUUCAAAUGAUUUUUCGUAUUGAGUGCAUUCAUUCUCGAAGUUUCCUCCACAGAGAUAUUAAACCCGACAAUUUUUUGAUGGGUGUCGGACGAAAUACUUACAAAGUUUAUAUGGUUGAUUUUGGUCUUGCAAAAAAAUACCAAUGUCCAAGAACUAAAGAGCAUAUUCCUUAUAGAGAUGGCAAAAACCUCACAGGAACAGCGCGUUACGCAAGUGUAAAUACGCAUAUAGGAAUUGAACAAUCUCGUAGGGAUGAUCUCGAAGCUCUAGGAUAUGUUCUCAUGUAUUUCCUACGAGGUGGCCUACCAUGGGAAGGUUUAAGGGCCAAUACUAAGCGACAAAAAUACGAGAAGAUUAAGGAAAAGAAGAUUGCCACACCGCCGGACUUACUUUGUAAGGGAUUUCCAGAUGAAUUUGCCGUCUACCUCAAUUAUUGCCAAAAUCUUGGUUUUGAUGAAACCCCGGAUUAUACCUAUUUGCGUCAACUCUUCCUGAAUUUAUUCGCCGAAAGGAAAUUUGCAAUGGAUUAUGUUUACGACUGGUCGCGUAGGACAAUUAGUUCAUUUUAA
This is a messenger RNA of Rodentolepis nana, 921 nucleotides long. Lineage: Eukaryota; Metazoa; Platyhelminthes; Cestoda; Cyclophyllidea; Hymenolepididae. The record is from the annotation of a GenBank genome assembly.